Molecule: messenger RNA, 4254 nt
Organism: Plasmodium gonderi
Lineage: Eukaryota; Apicomplexa; Aconoidasida; Haemosporida; Plasmodiidae
Product: ATP-dependent RNA helicase
Exons: 2
Coding region: 1-4254 (1417 amino acids)
Biological process (GO): RNA catabolic process; maturation of 5.8S rRNA
Cellular component (GO): nucleus
Molecular function (GO): RNA binding; ATP binding; RNA helicase activity
Source: RefSeq, a predicted model, not a curated record
AUGUCUGGAGGCAAUAUAGAUGAUCUAUUUAACGUUUUUGAGGAAAAUGACAUAACAGAUAAUGUUUCUACAAAAAAUGGAAUGAACGAAAAGAAUGAUAAUAACUCCCAAAUAGACAUCCAUUGUCAAAGUGAAAUAAAGAAAAAUCAUCAUCUCAAUAAAUUACAUAUAACUGAGAGCACGGCAGAAGAGGAAUAUCAUCCCUGUGUUUCUAAUCAGAGAGGGAAUUCUAACGACAACAUUCUUAAUGUACACACGGAAAGAAGUAUACAAGAUGGCAGUGCACACUCCAGAAAACAGUCUGAAGAACAGUCCAACAUGAAAUCUCGUAUCCCUGGGAGUGAAGAAUCGAAUCAGAAAAUCAACAUAGAAAACCUGAUUUCACACAAAAAAAGGGAUAACAAAGUGCAAAAUCAAAUCAAGGAAGAAAUAUAUAGUAGCAUACAAAAUUUCGAUGGUACAACCAGAAAUGUUAACAACAAAAUAAGGAAAUUAUUAUGUGAAGAGAAAAAAGGAAAAAAUCAUCCAGAUAUCAGUGAAAAAGUGGAAGAAAUACUUAUAGAAAAUAGUAAAACAAUAAACAAUGAUGAUGUACUAGUGUUAGAAGAAUUUGGAAACGAUGUUAAUUGCAUUCACAAAUGUGUUCGUCCAAGAAGUUAUGUACACAACAAGCUUAAUGAUCCCAUCAUUCCUGCCAGAACUUACAAAUUUGAAUUAGAUACAUUUCAAAAGAAAUCUAUUGAAUGUUUAGAAAGAAACGAAAGUGUUCUUGUAUCAGCACAUACAUCUGCUGGAAAAACAGUCAUAGCAGAAUAUGCAAUAGCCCUAGGACUAAGGGAUAAACAGAGAGUUAUUUACACGAGCCCUAUAAAAGCAUUAAGUAAUCAAAAGUAUAGAGAUCUAAGUGAAGAAUUUAAAGAUGUUGGAUUGAUAACAGGAGAUAUCUCAAUAAAUCCUGAAGCCUCUAUCAUUGUUAUGACAACAGAAAUAUUGAGAUCUAUGCUUUAUAGAGGUUCAUCUCUAACCAAAGAAGUAAAAUGGGUUAUCUUUGAUGAAAUUCAUUACAUGCGAGACAGAGACAGAGGUGUUAUUUGGGAAGAAACUAUAAUUUUACUACCACUAAUGGUUCGAUUUAUUUUUCUAAGUGCUACAAUUCCUAAUGGUAUUCAAUUUGCAGAAUGGGUAAGUAGUAUCAAAAGUCAAGCUUGUCAUAUUGUGUACACAGAUUAUAGACCUACACCAUUACAACAUUACAUUUAUCCAACAUCUAGCGAAAGUGUUUUUCUAAUAUGUGAUGAAAAUAAAGAUUUUAAAAAAAAUAACUUUAUUAAAGCAGUUAAUGCUAUCAAAGAAAAAAUGAACAUGUCAGAAGAUAGUCACCACAGUACUAAUAAUAGACAUCCCAAAAAAAUGAAAAAAAAUAUAUAUGAUAUUGAAAAAAUUGUUCAGAUGUGUCAUUCUCGUAAUUACACUCCACUUAUCGUUUUUGCAUUUUCUAAAAAAGAAUGUGAAGUAAAUGCAACAUCAAUGCAUAAAGUAGAUCUAACUGACGACACAGAAAAAGAAGUAAUAAAAGAAUUGUAUGAAAAUGCUAUUCAAAUUUUAGCAGAUGAUGAUAGAGCUUUGCCACAAGUUCAAUUUAUUCUUCCUUUACUCCUUAGAGGUAUAGGUAUACAUCAUGGAGGAUUAUUACCAAUUAUUAAAGAAAUAAUUGAAAUCAUGUUUCAAGAAUCUUUAUUAAAAGUUUUAUUUAGUACAGAAACUUUUUCUAUGGGGAUUAAUAUGCCAGCAAAAACUGUUGUUUUUACAUCUUUAAAAAAAUUCGAUGGAGUUGAAAAAAGGUUAAUAACAUCAGGUGAAUAUAUUCAAAUGGCUGGAAGAGCUGGAAGAAGAGGAUUAGAUGAUAGAGGAAUCGUUAUCAUUAUGUUAGAUAGCCCAUUACAUUGGAGAGAAGCAGAAAAAUUGUUCGUAGGAGAAGCAAACAGACUCGUAAGCCAGUUUCAUCUUGGUUAUAACAUGAUUUUAAAUCUUCUAAGAAUAGAAGGAAUUACCCCAGAAUUUAUGAUUGAAAGAUCGUUUAUUCAAUAUCAAAUGAAGAAAAACCUUUUUCAAAAAAUUCUAGCUAAAAAAAAAGUGGAAGAAAAAAUUAAAGAAAUUUACAACCAAUUAACAAGCGUUUACAUAGACCAAGAUAAUAAAGAAAUAACCAAAGAAAAUAUUCUCAAAAAAAUUAUGUUAGAUAAUUAUGAGCGCACUUCACUCCAGGAGCAGAACCACGAAGGCAUCAACAUCACGACGAAAAAUGAAGACUCAAAAAUUGUAGCCAAGGAAAUGAUGGAACGAGGGAAAUCUAACCAGAUAUGUAAUGGAAAAAAUGGAAAUAUGAAAACUAUGCCUCUAGGUAGCAAAACAGAAAUAUGUCAAGGUGAUAUAGAAGCAACUCAAGUAAGAAAUGGUGAAAUGGAUUACACACAUCUAGUGAGUACCAACACACUAAACGGUGAAAGCCAUAUUCUUAAUGAUCAGCUAAAAAAUUACAACACAGUCUUUUCAUGCAUAUCCAAUUACUACAUAAUAAGAAAUAAAUUAAUCGAACUUGGAGAAGCAUAUAGGUCUAUACUUACGGCUAAGAAUAACAUCACCCCAUAUUUAUCAAUGGGAAGGCUUCUCUAUCUUGUUGAAGACGAUUUAAAAUGGGGAUGGGCUAUAUGCAUUGAAGGGAAAAUUGUGGAAAAAACGAGUACGGGAUUUUCAAAUCGGAAUGGAAAUCUUGGCAUGGAGACAAACCCUAGAGAUAACGUGCAGAGUGAUGACCACAAGAAUUACUGGAAUAACACAUCCACAGAUAUUCUCCUUGUGGAUUGUCUCGUGCCAUAUAUCCAAAACAGAAAAAGAAAAUUAGACGAGAAUGAUGAGGAAGAGGAGGAAGAAAAGGAAGAUGAUGUGGGUAAGGAAUAUACCCCAGCUAACGAUAGAUUAAAGGCAAAAUGGAAACUUAUGAGUUUUCACAUUAAAUGCAUAUACCAAAUAUCAGCUGUUGUAUUAAAUAUAGAAAAACCAUUUGAUAAAAAAAAUGAAGAUGAAAUUGAAAAUGCAAAAAUGAAAUACAAUACUAUGGUUACUUGUUUGAAAGGAGAAAAAAAUAUCCCAGUCAUUAACCCAUAUCAAAUGGAUAUCAAAGAUGAAUCAUUUUUAAAAGUUGUAAAAAAUAUUAAUUAUCAUGAAAAUUUGUUAAACAAAAAUAAAUUAUUAAAUAGUAAAAAUUUAUAUAAAUAUUAUCAAAUAUAUAAUAUGUAUGUUGCUUUACAAUUUGAAAAAAAUAUUUUAGAGUCCAACAUCGAAAAGUGUCGAUUUAUUGUUCUAAAAAAGGAGCUCAAAAAUAUGCUUGUACUCUUGGAAGGUUUGGAUUACAUUGAAAUCUCACACAAUAUAGAAAAUGUUAAGGACGAAAAGGGCCUUAAUUCAGAUCCGAAUCAGGGAAACCAUGUUAACAACCAUGAACUGUUGGAAAACUGCCAAAACCAGUUAGACAACCACCAAAACCAGUUAGACAAUCACCAAAACCAGUUAGACAAUCACCAAAACCAGUUAGACAAUCACCAAAACCAGUUAGACAAUCACCAAAACCAGUUAGACAACCACCACACUGAUACCAAAAAUAGCAGUCUCAAUACCAACAACAUGCAUAACAAUACAACAUCUCCCCAUAAUGAAGACAAAAGUUAUAUUGUAACAAUGAAGGGACAAAUAGCUAGUGCAAUCCUCAGUGUAGACGAGUUAGUAAUAUCAGAAUUAUUUUUCUCCAACUUCUUCAGCAAGUACAGUUACGAUUAUAUAUGUGCCUUCCUAUCCUGCUUUGUGUAUGAUGAAUCAACAAAUAAAGAAAUCUCCAUUAACGAUCCAAUUCUAGUUGAAGGCUACCAACAAAUAAUUAAAACUGCAACCCAUGUUUCAAAUAAAAUGAAUGAAUGUGGAAUGAAUAUAAAUUUAAAAGACUACUUGGACAAAUUCAAGUCUGCCAUCAUGCCAAUAGUUUUGCUCUGGGUUCGUGGUUAUUCCUUUAUGGAAAUUCUUACUGACUCUCAGAUUUACGAGGGAUCUAUAAUAAGGACACUCAGACGUCUGGACGAACUUCUAAGACAAAUGAUCUGUGCAUUCAGAGGAAUUAAUAACGAGAGCAUGUGCGAGAUUUUGACAACAGCAACUAAAAAACUGCGCCGUGGUAUCCCUUUCUCACCAUCUUUGUACUUAUAA